CUGAUCGUGUUCUCACUUUAUAAUGCUACAUAUAAAACCUACGUACAAGCUAGCUAUAUGCCCAAACGGAAAGUUGUUUGCUACAAAUAUCGGGACUCUUUGCACACUCUUCUAUGCAUACAGAAAGAGAGAUGGAAACAAAAUUUAUUAGCCCAUGUUCAGCCAGUCCAAGCCUACAGGUUCUCACGUUUCUUCUCGUUAUUUCUCUCCUAUUCGUAUCAAACGUUGAAAACUCCUCAGCAGCGGCCAUCACCACCGCUAAAACUUCCAAAACUACCUACGCUAACUACCUAAAAACAGCUUGCAAUUCUACUACAUACCCAAAACUCUGCUACAGUUCUCUCUAUCCCUACACCUCCACUAUCAAAACCAAUGACCUCAAGCUCUGUAACACAGCAUUGACCAUAACCCUGAAAGUUGCCAGAAACACGUCUGCGCUGCUCAAAACUCUGUCGUGGCAGAAGGUGUUUAGCAAGACUGAAGUUGGAGUUAUUAAAGAUUGCCAAUCUGAAAUCAGAGACAGCAUUGACGAGCUCAAGCAAGCAUUGCGGGCUUUGGGCAGUCUAAGCGGUACUAAUAAUAAUGUGGAAUUUCAGAUAGCUAACGUAAAAACAUGGGUUAGUGCGGCGAUUACAGAUGUAAGUACCUGCACGGAUGGAUUUGAUGGCCUGAAGGUAAGCACAGCAUUGAAGGUCAAGAUCAGAAGGAUUAUAUCCAAUUUUGCUAGUCUCACUAGCAAUGCUUUGGCGCUCAUUAACAAACUCAUUCAGUGAGUUGUUUUAUAUAUAUUACAUCCUUCUUCUUUAUUUUUUUUUUCCUUUAAUCUUAUUUUCAUACAAUUAAUAAAUGUUCAUA
Molecule: messenger RNA, 855 nt
Organism: Hevea brasiliensis (rubber tree)
Lineage: Eukaryota; Viridiplantae; Streptophyta; Magnoliopsida; Malpighiales; Euphorbiaceae
Product: pectinesterase inhibitor 4-like
Exons: 1
Coding region: 114-773 (219 amino acids)
Biological process (GO): negative regulation of catalytic activity
Molecular function (GO): enzyme inhibitor activity
Source: RefSeq, a predicted model, not a curated record